AUAAGAGCAGUUAUAGAAUACAAUAACAUCCGUGGUAAGAGCAAAUUAAAAUGAGACAAAAUAAAAAUGACAGCACAAUUACAUUUAAGAGCGGUUACCACUAAGAGAAGUAAAGCUUACACAUAUUUGGUUAGAAGAGUAAAUUUCAUUACGAGCAAGUACAAUAAAUGGAUAAGGACGAUUUAAAAUAUCUUAUCUUAUCCAAUAAAUCCACAUAUUCUGGAGACAAAAUCAUGGCGACGUCACGUCACGGCGCAGACUUCGUUCUGACUGACGCAGAGCGCCACGGCGGCUUGUCGGGUAUUUAAACACACGUUGUUCGGAAUUCACCAAGCGGGGCAAUAUCUGAAAAAUGGUGCGAAAACUGAAAUACCACGAGCAGAAGCUGCUCAAGAAAGUGGACUUCAUCAGCUGGGAGGUGGACCAGAAUCUACACGAAGUGAAAGUACUGCGGAGAUUCCACAUCGAGAAGAGAGAGGAUUACACCAAGUAUAACAAGCUGAGCAGGAGUGUCCGGGAGCUGGCUCGCAAGAUCAGAGACCUGGGCGAGAAGGACGGUUUCCGGGCGAAGUGCACCAGCCAGCUGCUGAACAAACUGUACACCGUGGGGCUGAUUCCCACCAGAGAGAACCUGGUGCUCACAGAGAAGGUGUCGGCCUCGUCCUUCUGCAGGAGACGUCUGCCCACCAUCAUGGUGAAGCUGAGGAUGGCACAGAACCUGAAGACCGCCAUCACCUUCAUAGAGCAGGGUCAUGUGCGUGUCGGUCCUGAGAUCAUCACAGACCCUGCCUUCCUUGUGACGAGAAACACAGAGGAUUUUGUGACCUGGGUGGAUUCCUCCAAGAUCAAGCAGCACGUGAUGGAGUAUAAUGAACAGAGGGAUGAUUUUGACCUGGUUGUGUAGGAGGGUCCCUGGCUGCUGUUAAUGAAACCCUUUUCAUUGAGCUGUGAGGAGCCGCGGCCACACUGCCUGUGAGAGGCGCACUGCUCUGGAGCCACGGCUGCUUUACUCAUUGCACUGCACAGGGCACAGGUCCAUUGACACUGCUGAAAACACCGUCAGUGUAUUUAUAGCAGUGCAGUCUAAUGUGUGCUUUUUUAUAUAGAAAUACAGACUGCUUUCUACUUUAUUCUGAUUUUACAAUUUGUUAUUUGCUGCCAUUUCCCAUCCUGUACAGUGUUUUACUGAACUUGCAUUCUCUGAGCUGUGGAGUGCAGGGGAAGCAGCAGCUGCAGACAAUUGGAAGCAAUACUGGACCACCAGACUAGCAGAGAAGCAUUUAUUAAGAUCUGGUUACAACAAUCCCCUAAACCUUCAGGGAGCAGGAUUGAGAAACUGCAGUGAAAGCAAUACAAUGUUAUUCUAUUCUUACUUACUGUUCUGCUCUUGUGCAGUUUUAAUUAAAUCUGGUGAAUAUUUAAUUUGAAUUGUUUGGAAAUAUACGCUAUACAGUUCCCUGCUAUUAUAAAGACCACACUAUGAAAUAACAUUAAUGAGAUUAA
Polyodon spathula (Mississippi paddlefish) is the source of this 1503-nucleotide messenger RNA. RefSeq names its product U3 small nucleolar ribonucleoprotein protein IMP3-like. Gene Ontology annotation, molecular function: rRNA binding; structural constituent of ribosome; snoRNA binding. The coding region runs from base 353 to 904 and encodes 183 amino acids. Gene Ontology annotation, biological process: rRNA processing. Gene Ontology annotation, cellular component: small ribosomal subunit; small-subunit processome; Mpp10 complex. The transcript is spliced from 7 exons. NCBI's taxonomy places the organism in Eukaryota, Metazoa, Chordata, Actinopteri, Acipenseriformes, Polyodontidae. The record is from RefSeq and is a predicted model, not a curated record.